Molecule: messenger RNA, 1095 nt
Organism: Malania oleifera
Lineage: Eukaryota; Viridiplantae; Streptophyta; Magnoliopsida; Santalales; Ximeniaceae
Exons: 3
Coding region: 1-1095 (364 amino acids)
Source: RefSeq, a predicted model, not a curated record
AUGGAAGCCAGCAAUAAUUACAACGACCUCGUGAUUCUGAACGACGACCAGCUGCGCACACUCGCCGAGCAAAUCCGCUACCAGGAAGCCACCGUCAUCCAACAGACCAACUUCAAAACCCCAAAGGAGCUCUUGGAGUUCCUCGCCAACAGCAAAUCCAGCCAGGAGUCCGUCCUCGCCCUCCUCGCCACCGGCCAAGAAGUGGUAACCAAGUACCAAGACGACGCCGUUAAGGGCCCCAUUGCACGCGACUUGCACCUCUACAUCGUCUACUGCUGCAACAGCGCCCUCCAGACCGUCCCCAACUACCACGUCAGGAAGGGCUACCUCCAGAAAAUACGUGACCACGUGGACGUGCUCCUCAGCGUCCUCGAUGACCUGGACGCCGCCGAGCAAAACCCCGUCGCCGUCGUGGCCAAUGGCGUCGUCCAGUACAAGAAUGCCAUGUUGAUUUACACCCGACAGUUCAAGAGCACCCUCUCCUCCAACUUCUCCGCCGCGCUUAAGAACGAAGGCGUCAAAUACGAGAACCUGGUGCAAUUGUAUGCGAGCAAGCUUGGAUUUCAAGGACACUUCAAGGACUUAGAGGAUGAACAAAAGGCACAAGUAUUUGAGUCAAUUAUUGCUACAUCAGGACGAGAAUCAUCUCCAAUCAAAGAUGUGAUGUCAACAGCAUCAAAGGCUAAAGGCAUUGCUGUGAAUGUUUACAAAGUGGGGUCAGUGGUGUGGGAUAUAUACUCGUCGGAUCACAAGUUUAAAAAAGAGACAAUUGAUGCAAUAGCGGCUGUAGUAAAAGAGAAGGGAGCGGAGUUGGGGGAAAUCAUUAACGCAGCAUUGGACACAGAACUAUUGGUGGUAGAGGCGGAAGCGCUAUUUGUGACCUUGGCUGGAAUUGCAGGGGGCUUCUUCAUUAGGGAGUUCAUUGUGGGAACAUUUGUGGGUUGGUUGAUGGAUGCCCUUUUGGGCACCGCAACCUUUCCUAGCAGCGCCAAAGGACUUCACUGCUACAUCUCUUCCCUACCUGAUGGUGUGGCUUUGGCUCGUGCAAUUGCACAUGAUGGCACUAAAGAUCCUAAUGUCAAUUCCACAAAUUGA